CUCCAAGUGCGCGUCCGCAACUGCCUGCCUGAGCUCCAAUUCGGACAGCAUGCAAGCCGCGGCCUCGGGGAGCUUGCCAAAUCCACCAGAACAUUCGCAUCGUUUGACAAAGACAACGCAAAGAUGGAAGUUUUACUUGGCAUCACGGGCAAGGACUUCACGUUGAUCGCGGCGUCGAAGGCCGCCAUGCGGGGCGCCACGAUCCUCAAGGCCUCCGACGACAAGACGAGGCAGCUGAACAAGCACACGCUGAUGGCUUUCUCUGGGGAGGCUGGCGACACAGUGCAGUUUGCCGAAUACAUCCAAGCCAACGCCCAGCUCUACUCGAUGCGCAAUGAGACCGAUCUGUCGCCUUCAGCGCUGGCGCACUUCGUCCGCGGGGAGCUCGCAUCGAGUCUGCGGUCGCGGAAACCUUACAACGUCAACCUGCUCCUCGGCGGCGUCGACCCCAUCACCCACAAGCCCAGCCUGUACUGGUUGGACUACCUUGCUGCCUUGGCCCCAGUGCCGUACGCCGCCCACGGCUAUGCUCAAUACUACUGCCUUUCUAUCCUCGACAAACAUCACCACCCCGACAUCACCCUUGUACAGGGCAUGAAGAUCCUCACCCUCUGCACAGACGAAUUGAAGAGAAGGUUACCGAUAGACUUCAAGGGAAUGGUGGUCAAGGCAGUGACGAAGGAUGGAAUCAUAGACAUGGGUUUCGACGACGACAAGGUGGUGAAGAGUGCUUAAUCUUUGGAGCAGGCGCGGAGUCUCGUCAAGGGGGCAAAUGCGCGCAUCAACGGCGACAACUGAGUUUCUUUUCGGUGUUAGCUGCUCGAUUAGGCUCAGUAAUACUCUUCCCAGGCGUACGUUGUUUCCCCAGUUUCAGCCGCUGUAUGCUUACACCAGCGAUCAAACCUGGCUGUAUCACAGGAGUGUGCCUGAAGGAGCGCCAGUGUCCCGAGCUGUUGGUAGGUAACAGAUAGGGGGCGCACUCGACAUCCAUAGUAGCAGCCAUCCAAGCCUGACGGUACAUGUAGCAUGUGGUAGAGCAAUGCAGGUUAACAACCAGAUCUCCAAAUCGUCGAUGGCUGCCGGCUCUUGCGGGCGGUGAAGGUCUGCC
Molecule: messenger RNA, 1108 nt
Organism: Thermothielavioides terrestris NRRL 8126
Lineage: Eukaryota; Fungi; Ascomycota; Sordariomycetes; Sordariales; Chaetomiaceae
Exons: 4
Coding region: 124-735 (203 amino acids)
Biological process (GO): proteasomal protein catabolic process
Cellular component (GO): proteasome core complex; proteasome core complex, beta-subunit complex; nucleus
Molecular function (GO): peptidase activity
Source: RefSeq, a predicted model, not a curated record